This is a messenger RNA of Pseudoliparis swirei, 2529 nucleotides long. RefSeq names its product regulator of G-protein signaling 6-like. Gene Ontology annotation, biological process: regulation of G protein-coupled receptor signaling pathway; G protein-coupled receptor signaling pathway; intracellular signal transduction. Bases 807 to 2429 code for a protein of 540 amino acids. Gene Ontology annotation, molecular function: GTPase activator activity. The transcript has 18 exons. NCBI's taxonomy places the organism in Eukaryota, Metazoa, Chordata, Actinopteri, Perciformes, Liparidae. The record is from RefSeq and is a predicted model, not a curated record.
AAGUUUAACGUUUUCUUGAUGGUUAUUUAUAUCACAUCUCAUUUCGGUUUGUAUCUCACGUCAUUAAGUUAACCCAGUUACAAAACCAUGUAACAGGAAGUAAUAUUCUUGUUUAAGACGUUAAAGCAGGCGGGCCUUCCCUGACAUCAACGUGGAGUAAAUGCUUUUCAUUAACCGGUGGCUUCCGUUGUUGGUAUUCACCUCUCGCUGCUGCCUCGCAAUCAGCCGACACCUUUACCCUCCUACGUGUGCCAUAGAGGAGGCUAGUGCUGCCCUUAGAGCCAUAAAAGAUAACAUGAACAACACACACACACACACACACACACACACAGCAAUGCAUUGGUACAAAUGUGCAGCAAAUGCAAACAUGUGGUGGCAAGAUACACAAGUGUUCUUCCGAUAAUCAUUUAUAGAGCUCGCUGGCGAAGGGCAAAGUGCUGUUAUCGCAUUCUAGCAAACAUUUUUCAUCUCUCAACAACACUCCACACCAAGCUGCAAACACCAUUAGCUCGUACAUCCAGGAGAUACCACGGGCACUUUCUGCAGCAGCGCCAAAUACUUCUUGUCGCUGUCGUCCUAUAGGGAGAUAACGAGUUCUUCUUUCUGCGCCGAUACACCCAGUCGAAGGUCCGUUAUGGGCAGCACGGUGGCUCAGUGGUUAGCACUGUCGCCUCACAGCAAGAAGGCCCUGGGUUCGAAUCCCGGUCGUCCCGGUCGUUCCAGGUCCUUUCUGUGUGGAGCAUGUUCUCCUCGUGUCUGCGUGGGUUUACUCCAGGUACUCCGGUUUCCCCCACCAUCAUAAAGACAUGCACCGCAGCCUCACCCCGGCGAAAGCAGACCUCAACUACCAGCAUGCAGCUUUCCAUCUCCUCUCUCCCUGCCAGACUGAGAACCAUUUAUCAACAAGAGUUGAGGCAGUAAUUCUCCAUAGUGGACGUUCAAUAAUUCAUUCCAAACACUCUCUCAAGCUUAUGAUUGAAGACAUUGUUACAAGAAUACAAGAUGAGAAAGCCGGAGGUGUCGCCAUCCGGACUGUCAAAAGCUUCCUCUCCAAGAUCCCCAGUGUGGUGUCAGGUGCCGACAUUGUUCAGUGGCUGAUCAAAAACCUCUCGAUUGAGGAUCCAGCCGAAGCCAUCCACCUGGGGAGUCUCGUCGCUGCCCAUGGCUACGUCUUCCCCAUCUCUGACCAUGUCCUGACACUUAAAGAUGAUGGAACCCUUUAUCGCUUUCAGUCUCCGUACUUCUGGCCUUCGAACUGUUGGGAGCCGGAGAACACAGACUAUGAAAACAACACGCCGUCCGCCUGCUCCAGCAAAACAUUCAUUGCUUUGGUUCACACAGCCAUUUACCUGUGCAAGCGCACCAUGCAGAAUAAGGCCAGGCUUGAGCUAGCUGACUAUGAGGCUGAAAACCUUGCCCGGCUGCAGAGGGCUUUCGCCCGGAAGUGGGAAUUUAUCUUCAUGCAAGCUGAGGCUCAAGUCAAGAUUGACAGGAAGAAGGACAAGGCAGAUAGAAAGAUCCUGGACAGCCAGGAGAGGGCCUUCUGGGACGUCCACCGGCCAGUGCCGGGCUGCGUCAACACCACCGAGAUGGACAUCCGCAAGUGCCGGAGGGAGAGGAACCCACACAGGGUAAAAAAGUCGGUCUACGGGGUCCCGGACGAUGGCCAGAGCCAUCCGAGUCCCGUCCACAUCAGCUCCCAGCCGGCCAGGAAGACGACCAGGGAGGACGUUCAGAAGGAGAUUACCUUCCUGAAAAUCCAGCUGGACAGACACUGCAUGAAGGUUUCCAAAGUGGCGGACAGCCUGAUGAGCUACACGGAGCAGUUCAUAGAAUAUGACCCCUUUGUGUCGGCCACAGAGCCUUCCAACCCCUGGAUCAGUGAUGACGCAUCCUUCUGGGACUUGGAGGCAAGUCGUGACCCCAGCCAGCAGCGUGUAAAGAAAUGGGGAUUCUCUCUGGAUGAGGCUCUGAAAGAUCCGGCGGGACGAGACCAGUUCCUGAAGUUCCUGGAGUCCGAGUUCAGCUCAGAGAACCUGAGGUUCUGGUUAGCGGUGCAGGAUCUGAAGCGGCGGCCGCUCCAGGAAGUGUCCUCCAGGGCGCAGGAGAUCUGGCAGGAGUUUCUAGCCGAGGGCGCGCCGAGCUCCAUCAACCUGGACUCUCACAGCUUCGAGCGCACCAGCCAGAACCUCAAAGACCCGGGCAGAUACAGCUACGAGGACGCCCAGGAGCACAUAUACAAGCUCAUGAAAAGUGACAGCUAUGCACGCUUUUUGCGAUCCAACAUCUACCAAGACCUCCUGUUAGCCAGGAAGAAGCAGCCAGCAGACCCUGAACAGGGCCGCCGCACCUCCUUGGAGAAGUUCACCCGCAGUGUGGGCAAGUCUUUGACGGGAAAGCGCCUCACGGGCCUGAUGCAGUCAUCCUGACACAGCCUGUGCUGCACAGUCACACCCUGCCGGAGGGUGAGGGCCACGCGGGAGCGGCGGCAAGGGCCCGGACAGCGGAGCCGGGCGGGCCCGGGCUGCU